UUUACCGCGUGCGCUCUCGCGCCGUGUUUUGCGGCACCGUAACAACAUUAUAUUUCUCAUGUUAUUAGCUCACCUGUCGUCAGUGUCAUUGGAAAUGGAGGCGUUUAAUCAGCUUCUGUUGGAAUAUCCUGAGCUAAUGUACAGUGGAGUCGGAGCUACGGCGGUUGUCGCCGGUGGAGCGCUGAUAUACAAAAUUGCUAACAGAAAGAAGCCCACCCAUGCAAACGUGAACUGCUGGUUCUGUAAUGAGAAUACAGUGGUGCCUUAUGGGAACAGGAACUGUUGGGACUGCCCUAACUGUGACCAGUACAAUGGAUUUCAAGAGAAUGGGGAUUACAACAAACCUAUUCCAGCUCAGUACAUGGAGCAUCUGAACCAUGGAGUGUCUGGUAGCCUUCCCUCAUCUGAGACGCCCAAGACACAGCAGUGGGUCAACUGUCAGAUGCUGCUUUGCAGGAGGUGCAACAACAACCAAACUGUAAAGAUCAAGCAGCUGGGCACAUUUAUCCCAAGGGAUGAUGAGAACUACGAUGAGGAAAUUGAUGCCUACAAGCAUCACUUAGAGCAGACCUAUAAGUUAUGCCGGCCGUGUCAGACAGCAGUGGAGUACUACCUCAAAUAUCAAAACCGUCAACUGCGAACUGUGCUCCUAAACCAUCAGCUUCGACGCAGCCGAGAAUCAGACAAGGGCUUCGUAAAGAGCUCCUAUUCUGUGUCUUCUCCCACGGGUGUCAUUCUGUUACGGGCCCUUGCCUUCCUGAUAUGUGCUUUCCUAGUUGCUACAUCUUUGUGUGACUUGCCAAAUCAGCCUGCUUCGCUUAGUGGCCCACAGACACUAAGUGGUGGAGUCAUUCCUCCAAAGCCCAAACCCCAGAAUGAAUCCACCUCCAACAACGAAAGCAGCGGAGGUGUUCCUGUGUGGCAGGGUCUGCUGGAGCUGGUGCCAGACAAGGCCAUAGAAAAUGCCAAGCUGGUGUGGCAGCAUGGAAAGGACAACCAGCUGGUUAUAGUCUCUGUUGGCCUGUUGACUUGUCUCUCUGCUGUCUUCUUAGCAGGACCUGCGAGGUUGAGGAGAAUUGAUGCCGUGUCCUCUGUCCUGUGGUUCUUCAUCCUGUGCCUCUUCCUCGCUGAGAGCUACUUGACUGAUACCUUGGGUUGGAUGGACAUAGCCAAGCUCAGUACCGUCUCCCUCUGUUGCCUAGUCAGCUUUGCCGCUGCUGUGGCAACUCGCAAACCACUGGGGCCAAGAAGAGCCAGAUAUCGAAGAUACCUUGCAGGCAGCUCUGCAGUCCCCCCCUUCUGCAGCCAGCCUCCUUUGCUCUCUCCGGACCUGGCAGACUCCUUUGUCCCCACCCCGCCGCCCAACCUCUCCAUGCUCAUCAACCGCCAGCAGAGUCCUCGCGAGCGCAAGGCUUCCCCCUCCUCUCUGCCCGGGCGCCUCAACAGAGCUCUCUGUCUUGGCACCAUCCCCUCCCUUACAAGGACAGACUCUGGUUACCUGUUCAGUGGAAGCAGACCAGCAUCACAAUACAAAGACUCUCCGCCCUCAGACUAUUUUUCACUGAUUUCUGGGAGCCGCCCAUCAUCCCCGGGUCCCUCUCCAACCCCUUCAGUAGCUGGGUCAGUUACAUCCAGUUCAAGUUCUGCCAGACGGCGGCCCCUCAUCAGCCCUGCUCGCCUCAACAUCAGCGGCAGGAAACUGCGGCUUUUCUCCACGGAGCCAGAACCCGCGCUCAUGUCCCCAUCUGUGUCUUCAUCCCACUUCAAUGUAAAGUCAACCUCCUCCAUUUACAGCAGCUGCUUUUCACCUGACAUAUCACCCUUCCAAAGCCAAAAUGAUUUGAGUUCUUUGUUAAGGGACGGCAGUGUGAUUGAAGAGGAAGAGAAGCAAGGCAGCUCCUCUGAGUCCUCCGCAUGCAUGGUUGGCACCACUACGCAGGGACCUGAGAACACCCCUCCUCCAGAAGGAUUUGUUAAGAGUCUUAUCUGGCCAGGACUUUUGUUGGUGAGCCUGACUUCCAACCUGUUCUUCGCCGGCCUCUACAUGUACCAUAACUGGAGAUGAACUGCUGGUGAUUCUGCUGCUGUUCUCUUGUGACCUGCACAGAGUGAGUCGGCCUCUGGCCUCUGACCUCUGACAUCCCUGUCAUGUCUGUGGACCUGGCAGUUAUUCAGCAAUGCCAGAGAUCAUCACAUUUCAGGCUACUUGUUGCUCACUGGUGCUUAGUGAAAAUACAGAUGUCAACUGAUAGAUUUUCAACAGCAUACCUCCCAUGUGAUUGGAGUUACGAGAAAACGGUGGUUUUCUUUGUGAUUUGUGGUUAAUGUUUUUUUUUCUCCUUUUUGAUCUGGCCUUGUUUUGGCAUCACUGCUCCUCUUACAUGAACGCAGGUGCAUGUGUAAUUGAUUUAAAAGGCUCAAUUCUUGCACUGAUGCUGUGAAAUGUGCAAUAAACAUGUACUGUUAAGUUGAUCCUCGGACACAGAGGUUCAUGUCUAAUACUGAUGGUGAUGAGUGCAUUACCUCCCCCAGUGGAUAAACACUUUUGCUUCUCUACAACAGCCAAACGAUUAUUUAAAAAAAAACAAAACAUUAAGCAGCAUGUAACAUUUGUGGUGUAUAAUUAAGUUUUUCCAUUUUGGAAAUUUGUACAAACUUUCACUUUGUAUUGUCAUAAUCUCACUGCACGCGUUUUCCAUUGUGUUUCUUUGUAUAUUCAUCUGGGAAAGAGUGGUGUGUCAAACUCUAUCCUGUAAUGAUGUUUUGUUAUACAGUUUACAGUCACCAUUUGUAAUAUUAUGCUUAUUUAUAUCUCAUACCACGGUGACAUGUCACAAUCGGUCACUAUAGAAAUAGUUCUCUUUCACCUAAAUGUUUUUUUCACCGUUAUCUCCGUUUCACAGGUUGGUUUGAAGAGGGCAAUGCUCCUAAGCUCAAGUGCAAUGUUAAUAUAUUUUUUUUUUAUUUCCCAAUCUAUAAAAUGAAAUCAUGUUCACAUUUACAUGAUGUUUGCUUAAAAAUGGCACAAAGAUUCAGAUGUAGGCCCCCAGUGACUUUUAUUCCUCACUAGGGCUGCGCGAUAUGAAGAACAUCAAAUAUCACAAUAAUUUUACACUGAGAUUUUUGAUUAAUAAUGAUUAAUGUGGAAGGAAAAGGCAAAUAAUGGAACAGUCUGGUAAGUUCAGAAAAUGUACUGCAUUUACAGUAAUGCAGCCUUUAAAACCAGGAAAAGAGAACACUUAUUAUACGAUAUUUAAAUUCUUAGACGGUAACUAGUCUUAUAUCACAAUAUUGAUAUGAUAUCAACAUAUUGCCCAGCCCUACUUACAACUGAGCUGUAAAGUAAUACAUAAGUUAUAUUUAACUUGUUGUCAAACAUCUACAUAUUAAAUUGGAAGGAGUUUGCACGUGUUUUUUUUUCUGAAUCUGUUCACUCUUUAUGUUUGGUUGGGUUGUAUUUUGAAUGUUUGAAAUUAUUCUAUUAGAGAUGAAGAUGUUUUAUUAUUGUGUGUGUGUGUGUGUGUGUGUGUGUGUGUGUGUGUAUUGAACAUAAAAAAUAGUUGUACAUUUUGGACAUGUGUAAGAUGUAUAUAAACAGGUUAGUUCACUUAUUUUGCUUCACAUGUAAAAACACAACUUAUGGUAGGCUUUUGGGUGUUUGUUUUCACUUGGAAGAAUGUUGUUAAAUGGCCACACUUGAUUUUUUGAGGGGAAACAUUUUAUCUUCUUUGAAGAAUUACUGGGUUAUGUGUUUUUCUCAGACACUUACUGCUUACUUACUACAAUUUGAAUCUGUGAUGACUGAAAUGAGUUUGUUUAUCUUGAGCCAGAAUCAUAAUUAAAGAAACUUAUGUGAAAUUAAGUUUCUGAGAAAAAUAAACUUGCUACUGAAAGUCACUAAAUGACUGGGAAUUCUCUAAUGAUAAGUUCAGAAAAACUAUCGUUAGACACCCUUAGGUAAUACUUUAUUUGGAUAUUCCGCCAGCAGAGUAUUUAUAACAUCUCAUUGUUUUAGUGAAUGAGAUUCAAUAAUUCAGCGGUUUCACUUUGUAGAUGUUUAUUUCUAUGACAAUUCACUAAAUAUUCUCUGAAUAUUUUUUUGAACAAUUCACUUAACUGAAUAGGCUGUUGAAAUGUUAGAAAUAUAAUACUAAAAACUCGACUAUCCCGAAUAAAGUGUUACCCAACCUUAUAAUGAAUAAAAGUUGCUAAAAGGUAUUAGAACCUUUCGCCAUACUGUAUACAGACUCGUGUAGUUGUACUUGAUGUGUACCUUGGUGUAUGUUUAUUUCUUCUCUGAAGAAUGCUCUUUCAGUGAAAGAUCAUGUACAGGUUGAAAUGUAAAUCAACUGUUUUGAAUUUUCCUGAUGAGACAAACCUAAUUUCGUAGUUAAUGAAAAAAUGAAUUUAUUUUUGAGUUUGUAUUUAAAGUGUUAUGAAAGUAUGUUGUGUGUUUUUUUUUCUGGACUUCACUUCUUCAUUAAGUUAAAUCAAAGGUUUAUUUAUGUACUCGCACUAAAAGGGUUUGAAGGGUUGUUAUGUCACUUUGUUCAGCAAAUGCUUGUCUGCAGCAUCUGCUGGUCUGUGUGAAUGUACUGAACAACACUGAUGUGUUUCAUGUGGACCCAUACUUUUUUAAUAAAGUGUUUUUCCUAAUUAUUGUUAAA
This is a messenger RNA of Plectropomus leopardus (leopard coralgrouper), 4667 nucleotides long. It is a transcript of the gene tmem201, whose product is annotated as transmembrane protein 201. The record is from RefSeq and is a predicted model, not a curated record. Gene Ontology annotation, biological process: nuclear migration along microtubule. Gene Ontology annotation, cellular component: nuclear inner membrane. Gene Ontology annotation, molecular function: actin filament binding; lamin binding. NCBI's taxonomy places the organism in Eukaryota, Metazoa, Chordata, Actinopteri, Perciformes, Serranidae.